AUGGCUGGCGGUAUCUUGCCUAAUACACUCUCGGGUCAUUCCGCUCAACUAUUGGCUGCUCGGUCUGUGUCCUCCUAUCCUGCUGGUGCUACAACAUGUGAAACGCAGGUCUGCAAGAACACGGCUCAUUCCAUUCUUCAUGAUCUGGAUCUCAAUGUUGAUCCGUGCAGUGAUUUCUACCAAUAUACAUGUGGAAAUUGGAUCCAGGAUCACCAAAUCCCUGACUCUGAAUCAUCUGUUGGUAGUUUCAACAAUCUUCACAAUGCCAACCUGGAUGGCCUUGCUGUUAUGUUGGAUGGUACUUAUGAGGACCUUCUUCAAGGCAUUCCCAACCGAGAAAACUCUAUUCUGGACGAUACGCAAAUCGACAAGGACCGUGAUAACUUUAACAAGAUCAAGGAUUACUACAGAUCCUGCAUGGACGAGGGCACCAUCAAUAGCUUAGGCCCUACUCCCAUCUACCCCGAACUCUCUCAACUGCUCUCCAAGCUCGGUUACAACCAGGACUUUGUCGAUAGUCGCUUUACCUCGGACCAUGUGCAUCAAUUCACAGACGCAUUGAUCCAUCUCGGUACACAAGGUGUUGAAAGCUUGAUCUCGUAUGGCGUGGGUAUUGACGAUCAAUCGCCUGAUGAGAGUGUCAUCGUUUUAGACCAACCUUCCUUGGGCCUGCCUUCUCGCGAGUACUAUGAGCAGCCUGAAAUCAUUGACAGCUAUCGAGCUGGUCUCACCUCUUUGAUCAAAGCUGUCUUGGGUCAGCCUCAAGGAGACACUGCUACUGAUAACUUGCGUCGUGACAAGAUGAGAGAGCACAACUUGAUGAUGUUGAACGACGUGGAUAUUGAGUACAUGGUGGAUAGAUUCAUUGAGUUUGAGUCGCAUUUAGCCAAGUUGACCUUGCCAAAUGACCAACUUCAAAAUCCAAUUGACCUGUACAAUCCCAAGUCGAUUGCUGAACUCCACCAAAUCUAUCCUAUUGUUGACUGGAUCCAACUCUUGAGACACUUUACGCCUAGCGAUGUCUCUUUGCCUGGCCGUGUUAUCGUCUCUACACCUCGUUUCAUGAAGGAACUGACUGACUGGUUGAUCAACAGCGCUGAUCGUGACGAUGGCGCUACAACGCAAUCCAUACGCGAGUUCUUUACCAUCAAGACCAUCUUGGCCAACGUCGGCAACGUCGACAAGGAUACGCGUGAAAUCUACCGCAACAUGAACAGCAAGAUUGCCAGUGGUACGACAGCUCCUCCCGAACGUUCGCGUGUUUGUGUCCGUGCCACUAGCAAUACGUUUGGUCAACUCCUGGGCCGCUACUUUGUCAUGAAACACUUUGGUGGUGAGGUCCAACGUGAGCAAGUGGCUUCCUUUAUCAACAACAUUCAAUCUACGUGGUCUGAGCGUUUGAAUCAAGUGGACUGGUUGGAUGCUGUUACACGGGCCAAGGCGGUCGAAAAGGUCAACAAGAUCAAUCACAAGGAAGCUUAUAGUGUGGUGACUCCAGACGUGCGUUCUGCUGACUCGUUGGCCAACUACUAUGCUGACAUCAACAUUGAUGUGAUCAACUUUUAUGGCAACCAAAAGUCUGCUCUCUUGUGGGACAUCAAUAAGAAUUGGAAUCAAAUCGGUCAAAAGGUGGACAAGUCCGUCUGGCACAUGGAUCCUCAUGAAGUCAAUGCUUACUAUUCUCCCGUCUUUAAUGAGAUUGUCAUUCCUGCUGGUAUAUUGCAGUCGCCUUUCUAUCACUCUGAAUUGCCUAGCUAUCUCAAUUACGGUGGUAUUGGUGCUGUUAUUGGCCAUGAAUUUACACAUGCCUUUGAUAACUCUGGCCGUCUUUACGAUGGUGAUGGCAAAUUAAACACUUGGUGGUCAGAUACUACGUCCGAGGCUUUCGAGGCAAGAAGUCAAUGCUUUAUCAACCAGUACAACUCCUUCUCCGUCCAAGGGCCCAACAAUACGUCUUACAAUGUCAAUGGAAAGAUGACUCUCGGCGAAAACUUGGCUGACAAUGGUGGUGUCCAUGCUGCUCUUACUGCCAUGCGCAAAUCUUUGCAACAGAAUCCCGAUCAAAACAUGAUCCUUCCUCAACUGGAUCACUUGUCUCCCGAACAGUUGUUCUUUAUCAACUUUGGUCGUGUCUGGUGUUCUAAUAUGCGUCCUGAAAUGGCUGUCCAAAGAAUCCGUGGUGAUGUCCACUCGCCUGCUAAAGUCAGAGUCAAUGCUGCUGUUCAGAACAGCCCUGAUUUCGCUGAAGCUUUCAAGUGUGUCAAUAAGGAACAAGGCAUGAAUCCUGCCAACAAGUGCUCCAUCUGGUAG
Molecule: messenger RNA, 2310 nt
Organism: Mucor velutinosus
Lineage: Eukaryota; Fungi; Mucoromycota; Mucoromycetes; Mucorales; Mucoraceae
Exons: 6
Coding region: 1-2310 (769 amino acids)
Biological process (GO): protein processing
Cellular component (GO): plasma membrane
Molecular function (GO): metalloendopeptidase activity
Source: RefSeq, a predicted model, not a curated record